Prunus avium (sweet cherry) is the source of this 1648-nucleotide messenger RNA. RefSeq names its product TIP41-like protein. NCBI's taxonomy places the organism in Eukaryota, Viridiplantae, Streptophyta, Magnoliopsida, Rosales, Rosaceae. The record is from RefSeq and is a predicted model, not a curated record.
AUGCUUCGAAAGCUCUGGUAUGGGGCUUUCGGAGUUUCGUCGGAUCUCAGCUCGCCGGUCGAGUCUCUGGUGGGCUCCAGCGAGACGGAGAGCGACGAGGAAGACUACCUCGCCGAGUUGACUCGCCAAAUGGCUCGCUCGACGCUCGAGAAAGAGUUGAAGCACUCUGACUCUGCUUUCGGCUCUGACAACUCAAAGAGCUGGGUCGUUUCCGGUUCGCCCCAAUCGACGCUGUGCCCAGCUGGGAGUGGCUGUGGCUGUGGGCUAGGCUCGAGCCGUGGAAGUCCAAACGCCCACUCGCCGCCGGCCACUUGGGAUCUGCUGCAUGCGGCUGCAGGGGAAGUAGCGAAGAUGCGCAUCGACCAGAGCAGAGGCCUCUUGGGACCUCCAAGAAAGCCCUCCCCACCAGUUCCCGCCGCCCCUCUGAGCAGCAACCCCAACAACCCUGAUGUUGGUUUUUACUUCCACCCGCAGUCGCUUUCCCACAAGCACUUGCAAGCCUCACAGUUUCAGCGGUUGAGGCAGCAACAAAUGUUGAAGGAACAGAGCUCUGGGGUUUGGGCAGCGCAGCCUCGAUACCCACAGCAGCAGGCUCAGUCUCAGGCUCAGGCUCACCCAAUGGUCCAGAGCAGAGUGAGAAGCAGCGCUCUCAACACUCGGCCUCUGGGUUUGUCGCCAUCUGCAUGGCCUCCUCUGCAACAAGCCCAGCAGCAACAACAGUACCAGAAAAAUGGGUCUGGCAUGAGAGCUGUUUUCCUUGGAACCCAAAACGCUGGUGCCAAAAGGGAGUGCGCUGGAACUGGCGUCUUCUUACCCCGCCAAAUCGGCACCCAAUCUGAAACGCGCAAGAAGACAGGUUGCUCGACAGUUCUCGUCCCAGCUAGAGUUGUGCAGGCACUGAAGCUGAACAUUGAUGAUAUGUGCGCACCUCAACCGCCCCACCUUCAGCGUCGUUUCAAUGCAAGCUACAACCCUGAAUAUGACGUUGCUCUGAGGCUUCGAAGUAACAACAGCGCCCUUUCUCAGCAGAGACGCAAUGUUAUUAGGCCACAGCAGCCACAAUUGAGCAAUGAGAUUAGGCUCCCCCAGGAGUGGACUUAUUAGCAGCAUUUCAGUUCUGGGGUGGUUUGGUUUUUUCUUUGGGAAAUUUUAGGGCAAGGGGUAAGAAAUUGAAGGGUUUUAGGAAGAAAGGAGAGGGAGGAUGCAAGUUUUAUUAGUUUUUGAUAUAGGGUUUUUAAUGGUUUUUACUACAGGUGGUAGGGUAAGUACAAAGGAAAUAGUUUUUGAGAAAGACAGGACAGGAGAAAAAUGGUUGGAACAAGAAGAAGAAAUGUUUUUUUGGGUUUAGGGUUUUAGGUGAAAAAUAAAUGGUCUACUUUCAUUAAAGUGAUGGCACCAGCUGCAUGCUAAUAUUACAGCAGAAGCAGAAGCAGCUUUUGUUCCAAGUGAUUUUGUGCCCGAAGAACGAGGCAAUGGUGGAUGGUUGUCCCUCUUUUGUUUUAGUCUUUUGGGAUAAGAAGAGUUUGGGAUCUUUUAGAAAAAAAAAAAUCAGUGAGAAUUGAGAAAGUUCAAAAUGUAAGAAGGAUUCCAAUCUGUCCUCCCAUCUUGCCAUGCAACAAGUUAGUAUUAUUAAUAAUAAUAAUAAAUU